Molecule: messenger RNA, 1008 nt
Organism: Stomoxys calcitrans (stable fly)
Lineage: Eukaryota; Metazoa; Arthropoda; Insecta; Diptera; Muscidae
Gene: Cpr11A
Exons: 5
Coding region: 98-751 (217 amino acids)
Source: RefSeq, a predicted model, not a curated record
AAGAAGCGUCUUCGGUCGUAUUUGCCAGUAAGAAUUCGUUCGAUUAAUACGUGUCAUCUGAGCAACCCGGAUCGAUAACAGAUUUCAAAAAUACAAAAUGACACGAUUAAUCAUUCUAUUGUGCGCGGUGGUGUAUGUUUCCGCUGAUGUUAAAAGUCUGACAGAUAAAUUGGAUUUAUUCAAAUAUGAUCCUUCUGACGUCUAUUCCCUACCCGAGGAUAUUGAUGAUGAAAAGCCAGCUAUUAUAUUCAAUGGCGAUGUCAUGAAGGCCAAAGUGGAUAAAUUGCAAAAUCUGAGCGGCAAUAAAAAAUUCAAAUUGGAAUUGAAAACCCAGAACGGCAUUGAAGUAUCUAGUGUGGGUAAAUUGAAGGAUGACAAAACUUUUGUUGUCAGUGGUUCCUACUCAUUUACUGGUGCCGAUGGCAAACGUUACAGAACCAGAUACACCGCUGACGAAUUCGGUUACCAUCCCAUUACUGAACUUGACUUGGACAUUCCAGAACCUCAGCCCCUUAAUGCAGGCUUGGGAGCUUUAAAUAACAAAUUUGGCUUUGAUGACAAGAGAAAUCGCUUCCAGUUCUUGAAGCAAGAUUUAGAUGCUGAUCUCGAUUCCUCAGCAUCAACUUCCUCAACAAGGGGCAGUGGCCAAAGCGGCGAUGACUACAGCUAUGGCGGUGAUGGUUACGACUAUCAGCCACCAGCACAAACCUUCGAAUCGGAUCCAUCCCGCCUAUACUUGCCAGCGCUGUAGAAUUCAUUGUUUUAGUCCAUAAGUCAUUCAACACACAUUACCUUUAGCAAAAUCCUUGCAGUUUAUCAGCAAAUCAUUAAUUUAAAGGUUUUAACAAAUAAAUUUAUACACUACAUAUGUACACAUUACAAAAAAAAAACACAAACAACAACAUAUUUUAAGCGUAUAAAAUUGAAAAAAAACAAAAAUAUUUAAUGAACAAAUGAAUACUUUUAAAGUGAUAUUAGAAAUAAAACACAACUGAUUUCUAAAAACAA